GGCUUCUUCAAGGGCACGUCGGCAGACCAGGACCGCAGGUUCUCAGACAAGGAGCUCAAGCUCCUCAAGUCCAUCAAGUUUCCCCCCGAGUUUGACAAAAAGGUCGACAUGCGCAAGGUCAACAUCGAGGUCAUCCGCCCGUGGGUCGCCAAAAAGGUCGUCGAGCUCGUCGGCUUCGAGGACGAGGUCGUCGUCGAGUACGCGAUGGGUCUCCUCGAAGACGAGUCUCAGCCGACGCCCGACCCUAAAAAAAUGCAAAUAAAUCUGACAGGCUUCCUCACCGCCUCGACCCCCGCCUUCAUGUCCGCCCUCUGGGCCCUCCUCCUCGAGGCCCAGGAGUCCCCCGCAGGCAUACCAAAGACCUUCGUCGAGGAAAAGAAGGAAGAAUUUCGCCGUGCUCGC
Messenger RNA from Heterobasidion irregulare TC 32-1, 402 nucleotides. RefSeq lists its product as uncharacterized. The transcript has 3 exons. The annotation marks the transcript as partial. Gene Ontology annotation, molecular function: RNA binding. The record is from RefSeq and is a predicted model, not a curated record. Lineage: Eukaryota; Fungi; Basidiomycota; Agaricomycetes; Russulales; Bondarzewiaceae. Gene Ontology annotation, cellular component: spliceosomal complex. Gene Ontology annotation, biological process: regulation of mRNA splicing, via spliceosome; mRNA processing.